AUGCUUCACUCUUUUACUCGCCGCGCCUUCUGCGCCCUCCUCAUCGUCGCUUGCUCCAUCCUUGUCCAGGCCGAGCCGCUCCAUCGCCGGCCCUACAGAGAGCCCCGCGAGAUCCUCGAGGACCGCACAGUCGCUGCUGCGUUCCAGGGCCUUUCGUUCAAAUUCUGGAAUUCUGUUGAGCGUUCAAUCGAUAUCAAACAUGACCUCGGUGCCCCUCCCCAGAAUGAUCCACGAUAUCAGUUGAUCAAGAGGCAAGGCGGAAGCGGAAUCGUCACCAAUUCUACUCCAUCCGUGACCCCAACGCCUACACCACCGCCAGAGGAGACUCCCACUGAGCCACCACCAACCACCUCUGACACGCAACCCACGGAGACUCCCAACCCGCCUUCAGACACUCCAUCCUCGCCAUCUCCAACUACUCCAGGCUCAACUACGCCUCCAGCCUCACAGACGCCAUCUACUGAGCGUACUACUCCAACCAUCACUAACAGCACCCCGAGAGAAUCCACGUCUGUGUCCAGCUCAACCUUUAUCGGCACCACUACUGAUGAGAAUGGAGGCCUUGUGACAUACACAUCGGUUGUCCUUGUUCGACCUACACGCCCCGGGAAUGGAGACUCUCAGGAAACCAACAGUGCAAAACCAAGCUUGCAAACCAACGGUGCCGCUGCCCCAGCCGGAAUGCAAAAGGAGAUGAUUGCCGUACUCGGAGGUGCCGUGGCCGUUGCCAUGGCUCUCUAA
This is a messenger RNA of Uncinocarpus reesii 1704, 741 nucleotides long. RefSeq lists its product as uncharacterized. NCBI's taxonomy places the organism in Eukaryota, Fungi, Ascomycota, Eurotiomycetes, Onygenales, Onygenaceae. The transcript has a single exon. Bases 1 to 741 code for a protein of 246 amino acids. The record is from RefSeq and is a predicted model, not a curated record.